UCCAACUCAAGAAGCCAGGGUGGAACAUUGCACACUUUUGCAACAGGACAAAUAUUUAAAGCAAAGAUUUUUCAACAGUUCAGGACAACGGCAGCAAUGAAGAUAACGCUCGCAACUCUGACUCUCUGCCUCGUGGCACUCAUGGCCACAGGUUUCCCUUUGGAGAGAAAAGGAAGCUCAUCCUCCGGCAGUGCUGCCAAGGAGAAACGUGUACAGUAUGCAGCAUGGGAUGAUGUCAAUGUCAUUGCUCAUGGCCUGCUGCAGCUGGGCCAGGGGCUGAAGGAGCAUGUGGACAAAACCAAACUCCAGAUGAGGGACAUUUCCUCUAAGCUGAAAGUGUUCAACCGCACUGUGACAGAGCUGGGGAGGGAAAGCCAGAAGCUACGCGUGGAGGGGGAAGCCCUGAAGGCUCGAGCCCACGGACUGGAGGACAGAGAGGGGCAGCUGCUGAAUGUCACGGCCGAGCUGAGGGAGAAGGCGGAGGAGAUGCAGCAGGAGAGGAGGACGAUGAGCGAGAGAGUGAGCCGGCUGGAGGAGAGGGUGGACAGCAUGCUGCAGGGAGACGCUGUGCUGCUUGACACACACGCCGGUGCCAAGAACAGUAGUGAUGCUCGCAACAUCCAGAUGAUGCUGGAGGCUCAGAACAAACGCAUUGACGAUCUGAUGGAGCGGAUCAGACUCCAGCAGGAGAAACUCGACAAGCAGAAUGUGCGCAUCAGGACCCUGCAGAGUCAGGUCCAACAGUCACGACAGAGACCAUCCCCUCAGAGCAGCAACACUGACGUACAAAGUGCCGUCGCAGAGCAAAGCGACUCACCAGCCGAUGUGGCAUCAGACUGUCAUGAGCUGUUCCUUAGAGGAAAAACCACCAGCGGGGUCUACACCAUCCAGCCAAUAAAUGCAGAGCCCUUUAAAGUCUUCUGUGAGAUGACAGCUGAUGGCGGAUGGACAGUGAUCCAAAGACGCCAAGACGGCUCAGUGGAUUUUGACCAGCUAUGGCAGGCCUACGAGAAAGGCUUUGGCAGCCUGAAUGGAGAGUUCUGGUUGGGGUUGGAGAACAUCCACUCCAUUGCUAAAGAUGGCGGCUACAUCCUCAAUAUCAAGCUCGCUGACUGGAGUGGCGACGUAGCAUCUGUCCGCCUCCCCUUCCAUCUGGGUGGACAGGAGACCAAGUACUCGCUCAAGAUUCAGGAGACCAACGCUUUCAGCCCGUUGGAGAGUUCCCUGGGGACUGACGCCGUCACCGGCCUGCCUUUCUCCACCCGUGACCAAGACAACGACAGGAAAAACGACACCAACUGCGCCAAGCACCUGUCUGGUGGCUGGUGGUUCAGUAACUGCGGCCGCUCAAACCUAAACGGCAGAUACUUCCAGAGCCCUCCUCCCAAACAGCGGCACCAGAGGAAGCAGAGCAUCUUCUGGAAGACCUGGAGGGGCCGCUACUACCCUCUGAAGACCAGCAAGAUGAUGAUUGCCCCCGCUGUGAUCGUGAACAAGUCCUAAAGAAUAGAAGGAGACAGAAAAUUGAGACAAAAAGAAGGGGAAGAAAGAUUUUGGACUGUUCUUUCUUUUCUUGGUGCUUGGUUGAUGAGGUAGAAGUUUCCAUUUCCCCUGGUUGUCUCCAUGUGAGGAGCACCAGAGCCAAAACCCUCAUAAUAGAAGCAAAAAAAAACUCACUUUAAAUGAGUUUCCACUGCUGUGUUCUCGGAGAGACGAGCAGAUGCCUCCCCUGCACCUAGAGCCACAGAUGGAAAAAAGAGACACUAAUAAAACGUGCAGUGGAAAGUUUUUUAUGUGUCGUACUAGUUGAUUCCUGCUGUUGGCACGUAGCAGGGGCCUCUAGUCAAGACAACAUCACAGGGCGAGUCCCGGCCUGUCCACUGUGGUGCAAGCCACAAAGGAUUUCCAACAAGUCGAGACUCAUCACUAGACAUGAGGUGUCAACUAUGGGUUGUUGUUGAGUUUGAAUGUGGCUUUGUGCCAGCUCAAAAACAGAUUAAGAGUUCCUUUUGUCUUGUAAAGAAUGCAUGUAGGGAGUGAAGUGCAGGCUGAUUAAGCAAGCCUUUUAAACCCAAUGGUGCGGACCAAAUAAUGACUUCGUUAAAACAAAGAGCCAUUUUCAACAUGACGUGGUGAGAUUUGUGUUCAAACGCAUUAUGUAAGGUUAUAUAUCACUGUAAACUAGGAUUACCAUGCAGAAACUGAGUUAAGUCUGAUGUUGACAAAGCAGUUUGUGGGGCACUGAAAACCAUUCCAGCCUUUUCUACAAUACAUUUUCUGUCUGCAACUUUGAAUCAAAUUAAGCGUUUUCUUCACCGACUUUAAUUUUUCUGUGGAGGUUUUGAUGAUGUUGAGUCAUAGUGACUUGUUUUAAUAUGAGAGGCAUGGUUUUGUACAUAGUGUAUGAAGGAAUGUCAUCUGUCUUUUCAGAAAUAUAACUGUUUCAGAUUCGUUAUCUGUUGUCCUCGUGACUUGAGAGUUUGUUAUUGUAGAUGUUCCCUUUCCUUAUUUAAAUGCUAAAGAAUCAAUAUAUAUAUUUCUGGUGCUGCCUGUUUGUAAUUUAUAUUGUCUAUGUUGUGUUUACCAGAUGUAAAAUUGUUUUUUAAGAGACUUUAACCAUUUUUGGGGCCAUAAUGAGCCAAUAAAAAUGAUUUAAACUAA
Molecule: messenger RNA, 2661 nt
Organism: Plectropomus leopardus (leopard coralgrouper)
Lineage: Eukaryota; Metazoa; Chordata; Actinopteri; Perciformes; Serranidae
Gene: angptl4
Product: angiopoietin like 4
Biological process (GO): blood coagulation
Source: RefSeq, a predicted model, not a curated record